UGAGUAUUCCUGGCGAAGCUGACAUACAGUCAAACAACAGGGAUGAGUAAUGGCAUCGGUACGGGUGGCUGUACGGGUCAGGCCCAUGAACAGAAGGGAGAAGGAGCUGGAAGCCAAAUGCAUCAUCGAAAUGGAGGGGAAUAAAACCACCAUUACUAACCUUAAGAUACCAGAGAGUUUGACUGGGGACACCUUGAGAGAGCGAAACAAAACCUUCACUUAUGAUUUUUCCUAUGACUCGGGUGACUGCAAAAGUGCCAGUUUCGUCCCUCAGGAAAAGGUUUUUAAGGACUUAGGCUCGGAUGUGCUGAGGGCAGCGUUCGAAGGCUAUAACGCCUGUAUCUUUGCCUAUGGACAGACCGGCUCAGGGAAGUCCUACACCAUGAUGGGAAACCCUGGCGACGAGGGUCUUAUUCCGAGGAUAUGCGAGGGCCUGUUCAGCCGCAUUUCGGGAAUGACGCGCAGGGACGAGGCCUCUUUCCGGACGGAGGUCAGCUACCUCGAGAUUUAUAAUGAACGCGUGAGGGAUCUACUGAGGAGAAAAUCCACUAAAACGUACAACCUGAGGGUGAGAGAGCACCCCAAAGACGGCCCGUACGUGGAAGAUCUGUCCAAGCACCUGGUGCAGAACUAUAAUGACGUGGAGGAGCUGAUGGAAGCUGGUAACAUCAACCGCACCACGGCCAGCACCGGCAUGAACGACGUCAGCAGCCGCUCCCACGCCAUCUUCACCAUUAACUUUACACAGGCGAAGUUUGAUACCGAGAUGCCUUGCGAGACGGUCAGUAAAAUUCACCUCGUCGACUUGGCCGGGAGCGAACGGGCCGACGCCACGGGGGCCACGGGCGUCCGUCUCAAAGAGGGCGGGAACAUCAACAAGUCCCUGGUUACCCUCGGCAACGUCAUAUCUGCCUUAGCUGACAUGACGCAGGAAGUUGGGAACAGCCAGGUGAAGAAGAAGCAGGUGUUUGUUCCAUACAGAGACUCUGUCCUUACCUGGCUCCUCAAAGACAGUCUGGGUGGGAACUCCAAAACCAUUAUGAUCGCAACUAUCUCUCCUGCGGAUGUGAAUUACGGGGAGACUCUGAGCACGCUCCGUUACGCCAACCGAGCCAAAAACAUCAUCAACAAACCCACGAUUAACGAAGACGCCAACGUCAAACUCAUCAGAGAGCUCAGAGCGGAGAUCGCCCGUCUUAAGGCCCUGUUGGUCCAGGGCAAUCAGAUUGCGCUUCUUGACUCGCCUACUGCCUUAAGCAUGGAGGAGAAACUCCAUCAGAACGAGGCCCGGGUGUUAGAGCUGACAAAGGAAUGGACAAACAAAUGGAACGAAACUCAGAAUAUUUUAAAGGAGGAGACUCUGGCCUUGAGGAAGGAGGGCAUCGGGGUGGUGCUCGACUCAGAGCUGCCCCAUCUCAUCGGCAUCGACGACGAUCUGCUCAGCACGGGGAUCAUCCUCUACCAUCUAAAAGAGGGGAGAACGUACGUAGGCCGUGAGGACGCUACCACUGAACAGGAUAUUGUUCUGCAUGGUCUGGAUCUGGAGAGUGAACACUGUUUGUUUGAGAAUCAGAAUGGGACAGUGACUCUCAUCCCUCUGAAUGAAGCCCAGUGUUCAGUUAACGGCGUUCAAGUCACCGAGCCCUGCCAGCUAAACCAAGGUGCCGUCAUUCUGCUCGGUCGAACAAACAUGUUUCGUUUCAACCACCCGAAAGAAGCGGCCAAAUUACGAGAGAAGCGGAAGAGUGGUCUGCUGUCCUCUUUCAGUCUGUCCAUGACUGAUUUGUCCAAGUCCUGUGAAAACCUCUCGACCGUUAUGCUCUACAAUCCAGGAUUGGAGUUUGAGAGACAACAACGAGAAGAGCUGGAAAAAUUGGAACAUAAAAGGCGUCUGAUUAAGGAGAUGGAGGAGAAGCAGAAGUGUGAGAAGGCAGAGUUGGAGCGGCUACAGCAGGAGGUGGAGUCUCAGAGAAAGGAGUCUGAGCAGGUGCAGCUGCGCAUCCGCAGACAGGAGGAGAGCCUGCGCAGACGCAGCCAAGACAUCGAGAGCCGUCUGCGAGACCUGCUUGCGGAGAAAGAGCGCUUUCAGGAGGAGCGUCAUCGGGAGCAGCAGGCGUUGGAGCAGAAGAGGAGGCGCCAGCAGGAGCAGAAAGAGGACUUGCAAGAAGAAGAGGAGGAUGAGGAGGCUGAGCGGGCAGAGAAGACAGAGAUCUUCCGCGAGCUGGAGCGGUUGAAACGGGAAAGGGAGGAGCAGACAAUGAAACUCCAACAGGAGAGGAGACGAUUGGAGGAGCAGGAGAAGGAGCAGCUCAGCCUGGUAGGGAGACUGGAGGAGCAGCUCAGGGAAAGGAGCGAGGAGGCAGCCACCCUUCUCACUCCUGAGGAGGCACGGCGACUUCAGGAGGAACGGAAAACGCUGGCGGAGCUCCGCGAAGAUCUCCUUAGGGCAAAGGAGGCGCGACUGGAUGGGGAGGAGGGGAGUGAGGAGGCCAAAAAUGCCCAAGCCCGUUACACCCAGUUUAAACAGAAACAGGUGGAGACACUGGGAGAACUUGAAGAGGGACUGAUGCAGCAGAAGGAGAGGUUAGAGAAGGAGUUGACCAGUGAGCGUGCCUCCCUAAAUCUCCUAGUCCAGGCACAUAAGGAGAGACAGAGACAGGAGACACAGGAGAAAGGAGCACAGGAUGCCUCCUCUCAGGAGGAGCAGCGGAUCCAGCAGGCAGAGCAAAGGCUGCAGUUUAAGGAGAGACAGUUGGCCAAUCUUAAGGAGAACCACCUCCCUACCAUUCUGGAGGAGAAACAGAGAGUUGUGGAGCUGCUGGAGAGAGUGGCCAGAGGAGAGGACUCGGGUGGUGUGGGUGGACCUCUUGUACUGGAGAGCUCACAGGAUCAGGUGGAAAAAGAGUUGGAUGAGACCCUCUAUCAGGUGGAGAAGGAGCUGGAGGAGAAGGAGGAGCGCCUGACUCAGUACUCUGCCAGCGCGAAGCAGCUGCACCAGUUACAGCAGACGUACGAGUUCACGGCCAACGUGGCACGGCAGGAGGAGAAGGUGAGGAGGAAAGAGAAGGAGAUCCUGGAGUCGAGGGAGAAACAGCAGAGGGAGGCGUUGGAGCAGGCCGUGGCUCGGCUGGAGAGGAGGCACUCCGCACUGCGGAGGAGCAUCUCCCUCGAGCCGGAGGCUGAGGAAAGCCGCAGGAGAACGGUUUCUAUGCCUGGACACACAGCGCGGGGAGGAACCGGAGGAGGUGGCGAGACUGGGAUCGGAGAACAGGAACUGGACCAAGAGAGAAUGGAGCAGGAAAUCCAGCAGCUGAAGCGGAGGAUCAGUCAGACGGAGAGCAGUGGGUGGGGCCUGUCAGUGGGCGGAGAAGAGAAGAGCAGUGUUAACAACUCCCCUGUCAGCCCCAUACAGACUCUGCCUACAGUCCUGCCACUCAGUGAUGACAGGUUAAACGCAUACAUUGAAGAGGAGGUGCAGAGACGACUUCAUGAGAAAAUGAAUUUGCUGAAUGGAGACAGUAGCAUUGAGCUCUCUCUGUCCACAGAGUCUCUCAAGGACAACGAUAGGAACCGCAUCGAUCAAAGGAGACGAAAAUAUGAGCAUCGGCUUGUGACCGUGCCUCUGGACCCCAGUCCUGAGCGUCUGAAGGACCCAGUGAAGAUCCAUAUACCUCGCUACGUGCUGCGUGGUCAAGGCAAAGACGAACACUUUGAGUUUGAGGUCAAGAUCACAGUGCUGGAUGAGACAUGGACGGUGUUCAGACGCUACAGCCGCUUUCGAGAAAUGCACAAAUCGCUCAAAUUAAAAUACCCAGAGUUAGCAGCCCUGGAGUUCCCUCCUAAAAAACUCUUUGGAAACCGUGACGAGAGGAUGGUUGCCGAGCGACGGAAUCAGCUGGAGAGAUACCUGAGGAACUUCUUUCAGGUGAUGAUGUCAUCGAACUCUCCCCUCAGAUCAAAUGACAACGAGCUCAUCCUGUCCAAACACACAGUCUGCAACAUCUCACCGUUCUUCAGGAAGGGCGUCUUCGACUACAGCAGUCACGGAACUGGCUGACAAAAACACACACACACAGACACA
This is a messenger RNA of Chanos chanos (milkfish), 4081 nucleotides long. It is a transcript of the gene kif16ba, whose product is annotated as kinesin family member 16Ba. Bases 50 to 4057 code for a protein of 1335 amino acids. Gene Ontology annotation, biological process: microtubule-based movement. The record is from RefSeq and is a predicted model, not a curated record. Gene Ontology annotation, molecular function: phosphatidylinositol binding; microtubule binding; microtubule motor activity. Lineage: Eukaryota; Metazoa; Chordata; Actinopteri; Gonorynchiformes; Chanidae. The transcript has 29 exons.